UUUCAAUUUAUUAAAGUGUGAAGAAAAUGGUUCCGUCAUUUCUGAUAAUGUCACGUCACAACUCAUGAACUUAAAUGCCUCUGAAGAGUUCAACUCAUGAGAUUGAGAAAAUCACAAGGGGGCAUCAUUCAUACUUGUGUACAUGGCAACUGUGACACCAUUGUAGUCAGUAUUAACGAGGUGUUAUUGAGAAAUAGUCGUUGGCGUUCUACUCUUAGCCUCUGAGAUUUUGGCCUCAGGCUGAUGCCACCUCCUGAAUGCCAGGCAUUUGAAGGUUUCCUCCAUAAAGCAUCCAAUCAGAUGUCACACACCGUGGUUGGGGCCUAGAUUGCCCUGUUGCUAGGCAACAUCUUCUAAGGCAAAUGCUUAAGUCACAUUCUGUGAUGCUUCAUAACAUUCCGCAACACAACAAACUCUACAGAUAGCAGAAGCCAGUCGAUCAGUAAACAUUUGUUCGUACGAGCACAAUUCAAGUUACGUUUCAACAAUUCUUCAGCUUUCUUCAACAGUCUUUUUUCGAAAACACUUUGGAGAAAAAUCUCAGAACUCAGUUUGGAGCUACAAGCUGCAAGUUCUCAGAUAUUAAAAUGUCUGACAACCGCCAACUCUUCAGAGGAACCCGGCUGUCCUCCACAUCUUCAUCAUCGUUUCAAGAGGAUCAACCUGAGAAGAUCCACUUCAAGCCUCUUCUAAACAGAAAGAUGGCAGACUACAAUUCUACACAAAGACGUGAUAGAAGCUCCUUCCAAGAUGGGAAGAAGAGGACCACACAGAAAGAGGAGAAAGACUACACCAUGAGUCCAAGCACCUCUAAAGGCAUCCCUUCUUUCGACAUACGGAAAAAGAGAACGGAGCACCAGAGAGUAACUAAGAUCUGGAUCAUCGGGUCUAGUUACGUUAGACGAGCAGAGAGGCCAGCGUAUCAAAUCUUUGGGGAGAACUUAGGACUAAACGCCCAAGUUAAGUGGUUUGGAAAAGGAGGCAUGCGCUGGCGUGAAGUUCUACCUCGUUUUUAUUCUCAACUGUCCACACAGGGUCCCCCGGACAUCUUGGUCGUCCAUGCCGGAGGCAACGAUCUGGGGCUCACCCCUGCCAGAGAACUGAUUUCACGCAUGAAAGGAGAUUUGAUGCAGCUCCAUGAGGAGUUCCCCUCAAUGAAAAUUGUAUAUUCCUGCAUCAAUGAACGGCAGUCCUGGAAAUACGGAAAGCCAAAAUGGAUUAAUAACGACAGGAAGGACAUCAAUAGAGUGAUGAGAAAGGCUGUCGCCUGCUGUAAUGGUGAAGUUAUCGAACAUCCCCACCUGAGAUUCUUCGAUGACUCAGUGUUUCUAGCAGACAGAGUACACUUCUCCAGGAAAGGAAAUGAGAUCUUUCUGACCAGUAUACACAACGUCAUUAAGAGGAUCCUCCAGGGAAGAGAACGUGACAGCAGUUCCCUUUUUAAUGUAAAUAAGAGCAGGGGAGGGAAGGAGAUGCAGAUGUCCCAGGUGUUUGGAGGCCUACCUUCACGUCUGCCCCACGGAGCCUCCUGUUGCUGCAGCCCGGCCCACAGCCACAGACCACCAGGCAGGUCUGCUCCACGACGCCAGACGCCAACUUGAGGUCAACCUCAACGAGGUUUUCGGCAUCUUUGGCUCCAACAUGUUGGAGCUGCUGCUGCUGCAAAUUAUCUCAAUGAAGGAUGUGACUGAUGGUUUUAAAAGCGUCUUUGUUAAUGUCUUGCUAAAGAAAUAAAAGAUACUAGAAAGAAACCAGCUGAAAUGGAAUGU
Mugil cephalus (flathead mullet) is the source of this 1769-nucleotide messenger RNA. RefSeq lists its product as uncharacterized. The record is from RefSeq and is a predicted model, not a curated record. Bases 588 to 1601 code for a protein of 337 amino acids. The transcript has 3 exons. NCBI's taxonomy places the organism in Eukaryota, Metazoa, Chordata, Actinopteri, Mugiliformes, Mugilidae.